AAGUAUUAUUGUGUUUCACCUAGCAACCAAAUAAAUGGAAGAUGUUCAUGGCCCAAAAGGAACAUGAAACCAUUUUAAGUGCAUGCUCAAUGUGUUUGCGGGGGAAGACCUUAUUUAUUCAGAAUAUUUAUAUUUUAUUAAAUAACUAGACAUAGAUUAAAAUGCACCAAGAGGUUAAAUAUGGAGAGCGUCAGGAUGCAAAAAACUGGCACUUGACUAGUACUGGAGUUGGUCACCACUACCGACCAGGUUACUUCUUUCCAGAUUCAGAAUUUAAGGUUUGUAAACUUUUAGUGUAAAUAAUUGGUGUAUUUUUAAAACUAUUUAUAUUAACCAUAUCCUUAACUAGAAAUUUUAAUUGAAUAAUAAUAAGAUUAAGUCUGGGCUUACUUGUCUACUUAGCGUAUAUUACUUUUAUUGAACAUUAAUUUGAUUGUUUGAUGAUUAACUCUGAUCAUAAUUAAAUAAUUAAAACUAAAACCUAAGACUAAGAGUAACAGAAUAUUAAUUUCUAAAUUAAUGAGUCUCAACUACUGGUAGGAAUCUUUUUGUAUACAUUGAAGGCAUAUACAUACUUGUAUUUGAAUGUGUAUUUAAAAUGUUCAAUGAUCAAUGUUAAUCUAUUUACAAAUGAAAAUAAAAGCAGCAAAAACCUUCAUUUAUAUGAACUACAUCUGUUUUGACAACUCUAUUAGACUUUGCUGAGAGAGCCCUUACCACCCAGUCUAGCUAAAGAAGAUGAAGUGACAAAUGAUAAACCAUUUUUAACAACAAAGGAAUAUUUCCAUGAUAGAAAAUACCCAGGUCUGUUGUACAAAGAUCCUGAACAUAAGAAGGCCCCAGGGCACUGGAAGGUUACAUAUAUGAAGGAUCUCACAGAGAAGGUACAUUUAGGGAAUUUUUAGAUAUGUAUACUAUUAAUAACACAAGGGAUAACAUCUUCACAGAGUAUUCUCUGUGAAUGAUUAGAUUAGCUGUAAUUUAUUAUGAUUUAAGAUUAAAACUUUGUGUUGAGAAAGUCAUAUCCAUCCAAUAUUACCUUUCAUUGGGGUUUUUGGGAUACCUUUCUUAAAAAUUUAGAUUUCUAGAUCUCUGAAAAGGGGCAAAAACUGGUUAAGCAAGAUUGGGUAAUCUGACUUUCAGAUUCUCCCCCAUGAGGCCCACUUUAGUGCAAAUUGUAUUUUCUCAUAGUGUCAGCAAAUUGAUAUUUACUUUUUGUUCUAAGAAGUUAAUAAAUACAUUUCUUGUAGCUUGGACAAGGUGGCUGGCGUCGACCUCUUACAAUGGGCAAUCAGCUAAGUGAAAUGAAGGACCAGUACCAAGCAAAACCACCUGAAGUUAGAGAUAAAUAUAAGUUUGAGGAGGUCUUUCAUCCACAGAACUUUACACUUCAGGACCAUCAUAAAGAAGGACCAUCAAAGGUAAUGUAAUUCUAAUACCCUGAGCCUGUCUGGAUAUCUUUUGAGCAGUGACAAUCUGCUUAGGCAGAGAAAUUAAACUGCAUGGGUAAAAACAUAUAUUAUUUAAGAUGUUUUAAAAAAAUGACUUUAAGAUAUAUUAUAUAUGCAUUUCUGGGCAAAUAAGUGUGACUGAAAAUAUUCAAAGUUUCAAUGAUAUACACCAGGCAUGCACAAACCCCAAACAGCAUGCAACAUCCAGCAGCCCCUGAUUUUAUAUUGCCCCCAGAAUAUAAUUGUUACGCACUGGCUUCUUUUGUGAGAAAUUAAUCUCCUAUUUUAAUUUUAUGGCUCGUUCAAACAGUGCCUAACAAAGGACGAUACCAUAGAGAAAUACAAUAACAAAAAUACGACACCCAAAGCAGUACCAAUUACAAUUAAUAAUAUUUAAUUUAGUAAUAAUACAAUUACAAAAGAAAUAUAAUUACAAAUCAUCAACUUACAGAGUAUCGGAAAAUCUUGUACCGGUACACAAUUAGUAAAAUGUGCCAAUUAAUAAUGAUGAAUGAUGAAUCCGAAAUAAACACAUAUGAGCACACAAAGAAUAAUACAGUUGUCUCACAAAGUUAAUAAUAUCUAUCUGAAUCUCUCCCCUCUCUGUGUCUGUCAAUCCCUUUAUAUAUGCAGCGUAAGCACUGCCUUCCAGAAACUACUCAGCAUUUGUUUACAUUUCUAGAACAAAUCGCGAUCAUUCCACAACAUACUAGUAGACAUACUACCCAUGUUUAAUUGGACGUCGGUAGAAAACACGAUACUUCAAAGACUAAGCCAUGCCCACAACAAACGCUACCGUCUGCUAGGAAUCUAAUGUGGGGUGAAACAAAGUUCAAGCACAGGGAAAAGUGUACUACAUAACAUAAUAUAAAUAUACAUUGUUUAUUUACACAAUUAUAGCAAUAAUGACUGAUAGUUUUUGUGCAUCUGUUUCAUAAAAAUAGAACCAUUUAUUAAGCAGUGAGAAAUAUUUUCUGCUACAAAGUUUUAUUCUGAGAUUUGCACAUAUCUAAAACUGAAGACCUUAAAAUUUACAAUAAAUAAAAUAUGCAGUUGGUGUCUCAUUGAAAACAGGUUGGAGUUGCUAGCACACAGAAUCCAAAACUUCAAGGCAAGCCUUUCUAUGUUAAGGACAAAGGUGUUCUCAACAUUCUUGAUCCCUACCUCAGCACUACACAAAGGGAUCACAGGAUGUUCACCCCAGCUGAACUAAGUGACUACCCAAAGAAAGAUGUUCCAACAUUCUGGGAAUGUGAAAAUUACCCAAAAGCGUGGGGGCAUGGGCUUCACCAUAAGUGAGUUUCAUAAUAAUAUGUAUUCUCGAUGUUACCAGAUUUAUAAAAACAUUUAUGAGUGCAGUUAUUGUUAUAUAAACUAUUCAUUUUUUGGGUAAAAUUUUAAGUAAAGAUAAAGGUAAUUUAGGGCUUAUGUUAUUUGAAACUGCAAUGUAGGAUCACUUUAAUUUUACAGAAUUUAAAUUCUUUAGUAGUAUCAGCAAUACUAUUUCCACUUGUAUGAACCAAAAAUUAUCAUUGUGACUUUUAAUUUGCAUUUGGCAGACUGUCUGAAUUGAAUAAAUUUAAUCUAAAACAGCUCUUUAAUUAUGUGUAUGCAUGCUAUUGGCAUAAUAUAGUACUUAUUGAUAAUAAUAUACAAAAAAAUAAUUUGUGUUAAUUCAUGUGAGAUAUAAUUUUAAUUACUUCUUGAGCUCCUGAGGAGAAUACUGUUAGCGUGCAUUGUUGCAUUUUCAAGAUCCCUGCCUAGAGAAAAUAUGUAUUUAUAAUGUCAAAUUUAUCAUCUGCCAGCCCACUGCCUAAAGAUAAUGUUCCAAGAGACAGGUUACCAAUGAGAGAUGAAAUGGUUUUUAAAACUGCCACAAAAAUUCCUCGACUACCCAAGGCUCCAAUCCCAGUGCCCCAUACGUAAGUUUUCAUACAUACUGAAGUCAUUUCAUUGCUGGUCUUUUAUAAAUAAAGGUCUUAUUAAUCAGGCUUGCUACAAUACUUUUAAAACAUUUUUUUCUGUUUACGAUUAGAAAAUAGUUAAAAGCAAUAAUCAUCACUGGUACAUGUUUUGGAUUUUCCUUCAUCAGGGGUCUGAAGUCAUUGUACGAUGUCUCCUACCAAGUUCCAUCCCAUGUAAACAUGAAAGAGAAUUACUACUGUCCUGUGGAUACUCCUUUCAAGUUGCCAGAGGCGAGCACAAAGUCCAUCUACACAGCACCUAAAAUGUAUGACACAGAGUACCAGAAUAUUGGUAGCCGUAAGCCUAUCACAGUUUCCAAGUAGACUGGCCUACUUCUUCUGAUAAAAUGUUUCAGCAUUGGAGAGUGUAUUUAAUCACUUGUUUAUCACCUUGCAUGAUGUCGUGUGCCAGUAUUGAUGUUGGAAACAAUUCAUUUUUCCAACUCUAGCAAUUAUUUUAGUAAAAAUGUUGACCAAAAAAGAUUAUGGGCCAUCUUUUUUAAAAUACUACCGGUAUAUAAAAUCCCAGCUGUCAUGGGCGCCCGCAGGUAGUGGCAAGGUGGGGCAUUUGCCCACCCCUGGAUUGAUUGGAUAAAAAAUGUUUAGACAAAAAUAGACAAAAAAUUUAUUAAAGUAAAGAGAAAAUAAAGAGAAAGUAACUAAGCUGAUGUCCUGUCCGUUUGGUCACCAUACAAAUAGGCUACAGUAAAUUAAAACUAUAUUAAAACAUUACUAAAAAUUUUUUGCCCCCCCUGGAAAGUUAAUUGAUUUUUUUGGCCCCCCCCUAGAAAGUUUUCUGCGGGCGCCCAUGCAUGCUGUGCAUUAUUUUAUUCAGCAUUGACCUUUCAAAUUAUUCUAAGGCAAUAAGGGAGACCGAUUCAUUGUGAUGAUUAUUCGGAUAUGAUUUUUUAAUCAACUCGCAGCAUAGCUGAUGGAAAGUAAAGAGCAUUAAAAAAAUGUAAAUAAAUAAAACAAUUAUGGCUAUAUUUUGAGGGUUUUUUUCUCAUUAUUCUGAAGUCUCUUUAAUUUUUCUUCUACAAGAAAAAUGUUGCAAUGUGGACAUUGAUGAAACAGUUACACAUCAAAAGUUCAGUAUUAUUUUGUUUCCUGUAACCUUCACAAACUCUAGUUGCCAUGGCCCAUGAGCCCUGACUGCUUGCACUAAGAGUGGAAUAAUUGCUAAUACUUUUUAAUAUAUAACAAGAUCCAACUAAUAGCGUAUAAUUGAUUUUUCGUUUCAACCAACACUUAAAAAUGUAUCAUUUCAAAAGUCAUGUGUCUGAUCUGCAUCAAAAUUUGAAAGAUAAAAAUGCUUAAGUUGUCUACCAAAUAAAGCUUUAAUAAAUCUGGGAACUGGUGAAAAAUGACAUCAAAAGUUAAAAACCAAAACCAACAACACUGAAGUCAAUUUAAAAAGGGUAAAAUGGCUGUUUAUUAAUAAGGCAAAAAAUCAUAAAACUCAUAAAAUCCAUGUGUUUUCUUUGUAUAAAUCAUCAAUAAUAUUUAUAAUGUCAAAAUUAUGUAUCACAGGACAAAAAUUUUAUGUAGUAAAGGGAUUUUAUUUUAAAAAUAGGUUGAAUUUUUAUUUUCAUUAAACCAAUAACUUCUACUGAAAUUUGACAAUUUAUUGUUGAAUAUUAUAAUACAGCACAAUUUAUUUAACUGAAAGGUUUCAAAAUCUUUGUAAAAUGUGUACAUUUGUCCCCUGUUUUCUUUAAAUUCCAUGAAUGCAUUUUAGCACUGACUUUUUGAGACACAUCUUUGAUAGGGAAAUCAACAUGUUUAUUUUUAAGGGUAUAUUAAAAAAUUUUUUUCUUCUUUCUAAAGCUUAUAAAAAUGUUGAAUUUUUCCAUGUGUUCGUUAUUACAUGCUCAUUCAACAAUUGUGUAUCCCUCUGUAGCAGGAAAGACAGUUUUAUGCAAUAUUUUCUUUUCAAAACAUUCCUUCAAAUUUUAGAUUUUAAAAAAAUAUUAAAAAAUUGAAUACAUGAAAAUGUAAUUAAUCAAUACACAACCAAUCAAUAGAUUAUGAGCUGGUCAGAUAAACAUAAAUGUUCUGAAGUGGUCAAUAAAGAUAACAGUAGAGACAAAGAGCCUUUGGUCAAUAAACAUGGUAUGUGUUUAAGAGUUUUAACAGACGAGGCAAGUAAGGUCUUUUCAAAAUUAAUUUUUUUUUUAAUUUGAAAAAAAUUAACAAUUAUAUUAAAAAAAUGUAUUUAACAACAGCUAAGCUUAUACAGUCUAGUCUGUUGGUAAAAUAAUUGUGUCUAAUUGUAUCAGAACCAUUACUUGACAUCAACAUAAUGAUGUGAAAACAAGUUUUUUAAAGUGUUUUGAUAUGCACAAACAAUUCAUAUAUCAAUUUACACUAAUUAUUUUUUAAAUAGAUUUUCACAAUAAAAUGUUUUUAAAAAAUGUUACUUUUUAUCAUUUUAUUUUUGAACAAUAAUUGUUGCAUGGUUUAAGUUUCAAUUUGUAAUUAUAUUUAACUAGUUUCAGAAAAUAAGAUAAGAUUAUUUUAUUAAUCUAAAUAAAUUGAUUUUUUUUAUCACAUUGUACAUAUUUAUUUUUAGCAUACAAAUAAAUACAUAUUUGAACACAGACAACAUUUUACAGUUAUAACAAUUCAAACCCAAGACAUUAAACUAAAAAUCUGUUCACAAGUUCUGAUCAGCUGGCUGGUAUGGGUUAAUGUCUAAGUCUUGUAUUCUACACAUCAGCAACCAGUUCUCAACUUUUCUUUUGGCCACUGCCAUAUCAACAUCCGAUAAGUUUGCCU
Messenger RNA from Lymnaea stagnalis (great pond snail), 6193 nucleotides. The record is from the annotation of a GenBank genome assembly. Lineage: Eukaryota; Metazoa; Mollusca; Gastropoda; Lymnaeidae.